Molecule: messenger RNA, 1212 nt
Organism: Adineta steineri
Lineage: Eukaryota; Metazoa; Rotifera; Eurotatoria; Adinetida; Adinetidae
Source: the annotation of a GenBank genome assembly
AUGUUACUAGCUAUAAUUAUAAUUUUCAUCAAUUGUUUUCUUAAUUCAUUAUCAGCUGUUGAAUUACAUAUACAUAAAAGUGUUACUGAAAUUCGAGAGAAUUACAAAGGUCAUGGUAAUAUAUAUAAUCAUUUAUUUUCAAAUAGUGAAUAUGAAAAUAUAAUUGAUGGAUCUAUUAGUUGGAAUGGAACAUCAUUUAUUAAACAAGAAUUAUAUAAUACAGAUGAUACACUUAAGGAUGCUUUUGUUAUAGUUAAACAAUUGAGUGCAUGUGAUUGUAAAAUAAUUCAAGCAAAAAUUAUUGAUCCUCAGACUAUGUUACUUGAAAAUUUAGAGACAGGCACUUAUUUCUAUGCUGAUAAACAUUCGAUCGAAUAUAAAUAUAAACGACCAAGUAAAAGUGGUGUUACAUUAGCAUUUCAUUUUCAUAAUACAAAAACAAAUUAUAAUGGAACUUUAGCAUAUUUAAUAAAAGGCAUAACAUGGUUACCAAAUUAUGAUUUAUCAAUUACAAAUUUCGACACUUGUAGUCUUCGAGGUUAUGCUGUUAUUCGUAAUAAUCAACAACAAGAAUAUGAAGUAAAUAAUACUUAUUUAUAUAGUGGUGAUAUUCAACUUGUCAAGAAUCCUUCGUUAACAAUAUAUCCAAGAUAUAAUUCAAGUUCAGAUUCUAUUGAAUUUAAUAAUGAAGAAAAAGGUUUUUAUUCUUAUUCAUUUAAAGUUCCGUAUACAUUACGUUCAUUGAGUUCAGUCCGUUUACCAUUUAUAAAUAUUACUCCUCAAUGUCAAUUUUAUUAUAAAGCAAUAACAAGUAUUCAUACUGGACAAUAUAAAGGUGUUUUUCAACGUUAUUAUGAUUUAAUAUCUAAUCAAUUUUUACCAGCUGGUAUUUUAACUAUUCGAGAUAAUCAAGUAUUAAUUGGACAAUCGAAUUUACCUGAUUUGCCAGAAAAUUAUACACAUACAAUCACUCUUGGUCAAGAUUCUGAUAUUCGUUAUUCAAUAAAAAGUAAUUUAAUAUCAUCAAAUGAAGUACAAACAAAAGAUAAAUCACGUACAUAUUCUCUUGAUAUUACUAUAUCGAAUUUUAAAAAUAAGGAAAUUACCGGUCAACUUGAAUUUCAUGGAACUAGUCAUAUAAGUCUUAGUGAAUCAACAUGUUUAUCAGGAAAAACUGAUGGAAAUGCAUAUAUUUUGUUAUUAAAAUUAUAA